Molecule: messenger RNA, 1428 nt
Organism: Sporisorium graminicola
Lineage: Eukaryota; Fungi; Basidiomycota; Ustilaginomycetes; Ustilaginales; Ustilaginaceae
Exons: 1
Coding region: 1-1428 (475 amino acids)
Biological process (GO): protein phosphorylation; regulation of glucose metabolic process
Cellular component (GO): mitochondrion
Molecular function (GO): pyruvate dehydrogenase (acetyl-transferring) kinase activity
Source: RefSeq, a predicted model, not a curated record
AUGAGCUACCACAUCUCACAAAAGCUGUGGUCCCAGCUGCAUCAUUUUGCAAGCUUCCCACAAACCGGCAUUUCGCUGCGGCAGAUGGUGCAGUUCGGCCGCAACCCUAACCCGGGCACUAUCCUGCAAGCAGGCAGCUUUCUCGCUGAAGAGCUGCCCAUCCGGUUGGCGCAUCGUGUCAAGGAGCUCGAUGAAUUGCCACACGACCUCUCGAAAAUGCCCUCGAUCGUCAAGGUGAAAAACUGGUACGCCCAGUCGUUUGAGGAGCUCGUGAACUUCCCCAAACCACGGCUCUCGGACUCGGUACAGAAGCUCCUCCAGACCGCAUCCAAAAGCGCAGAACCCCUACCGGAAUCCAAGCCCAACCCCAGCUUGCUCGAGUCGGCUACCGUCGCCGACAGCGAUGCGGGCUUGGCAAAAGCGCUCGUGCCCAAGAAUGGCAACGGGUCAAGAUCACGUGCGCUGCUCGAGCACCGAUACUAUGCCAAUCUGCCCGAUCACCAGUGGCCCAGCGAGAUCGAGCAGUACAACGAGGACUUCACCAAGGCACUCGAAAAGAUCAAAAAGAGGCACGACGCCGUCGUCACCACCAUCGCACAGGGCGUGCUCGAAUACAAGCGCUCGAGAAAGAGAAACACGCUGCAGGCUGAUGUUCAGUCGUUCUUGGACCGCUUUUACCUUUCACGAAUCGGCAUUCGUAUCCUCAUCGGUCAGCACAUUGCGCUCAGCCGUUCGUCGCAACGCCCCUCUUCCAAGCUGAUCGGCAGCGGUGCCAGCGGCUCGAGCAACAGCGGCGACUACUCGCUCUCGGACCAGAUCGCGCGCGUCAAGGUAGAUGGCAACCAGGAGCACGAGCAGUACGUCGGCAUCAUCUGCACCAACACCAACGUCGGCGCGAUGGCGCAUGAAGCCAUCGAGAACGCACGCUUUGUCUGCGAGGAGCACUACGGCUUGUUCAAGGGGCCGCCCGUCCAGCUUGUCUGUCCGCCCGAUCUCACAUUCAUGUACGUGCCGAGCCACUUGAAUCACAUGCUCUUCGAGCUGCUCAAAAACUCGCUCCGAGCCGUGGUGGAGCGCUAUGGUGUCGACCAGGAAGACAACUUCCCGCCCAUCAAAGUGAUUGUCGUUGAGGGCAAAGAGGACAUCACCAUCAAGAUCAGCGACGAGGGUGGAGGAAUUCCGCGCAGCGAGAUGCCUCUCGUAUGGACCUACAUGUAUACCACCGCCCAGUCGGAGGACUUGGACCCGGAGUUCAACGCUUCGGACUUCAAAGCGCCCAUGGCAGGAUUCGGAUACGGUCUACCUCUGGCAAGGCUGUACGCACGCUACUUUGGCGGAGACCUGAAGUUGAUCUCGAUGGAGGGGUACGGUACGGAUGUGUACGUACAUCUGAACCGUCUCUCUUCGAGCAGCGAGCCGCUCCCGUAG